AUGAAUGAUGAACUAACGACACAAGCAACAGCUGCCCCUAUUGUUCUUAAAAUAAAAACAUACGAUGAUAUCAUUCUUCCUCACACAUCUCGCUUAUCAACAGAUACUUUAAACGAUACGGCUCAAUCAUCAUAUAUUCCAAUUAGUGAAACGUCUAAUAUUACAACAGUGUCACCCUCGAUACUUCGUGUUAAGUUAAAAAAAUCCUAUAUCGAUAACGAUGAAGAGGAUGAAUAUAUAACUUCCAAUUCGUCAGAGAUAUCAGUUCGUCCAGCAAAACGUAGUAAAAAAUCUGUUGUAGGUGAACAUCCUAUAAAUAAUAAUUUAGAAUUAAAUAAUGAUCAAGAAUCUAGUCAACAGGAAAUAAACGAAAUCAAACAAAAUCACUGUAUUAUAACUGAGCAAUCAUCGAAUUCUUCUUUAAUUCUUAAAAUUCGUCGAGAUAGUUUAGCUUCGACUAUAAGCAAUCGAAAUACAAUUGAACCUGAAUCCAAUCAACAGUUAGUAGUUAAAUUUAAGCAAAAUGAAUAUGGGGAAUUGACAACAAGUACCAAUUCAAAUAAUAUUUCAUCGAAUUCAAUACAUAAUAAUGAUAAUAAUAAUAAUAAUAAUAAUGAAUAUACAAAUGGCCAUAAUGGUUCAUCACAUGAAUCAUUGAAUAUUUCACUAAAGCAAGAAGAUAAAUCUCCAAUUCAACCCCAUAUUACCAAUAUGUUAUCGAAUUUGAGUGAUGACAAUCAAUGGAAUAAUCAUCAAAUGAAUAGAAAUCAUAUUUUUCCACAAACAACAACUACAAGCCAUCUGAUGGAUGUUAAUUCUACUCCUGCAGCAACGACAUCAUCAACAACAGCAGCUGAAAAUCAUACAAAAGAAAUGUUAGACGAAGCAUUGGAUAGCGUCAAAAAUGUACUAAUGCAAACAUUCAAGAAAAAUUUAGAAGCAGGCGGUGACCUCAGUGCUUUAAAAAGUACCUUAGGUUCAGAUGAAGUAGCUGAAGUGUUUCUAUCGAAGCUAAGAGAAUCACUCAAACGUGAAGCAGUAUCAACAGUAGAGAAUGAACAAAAGUCACAAGAACACAUAAAUGCGACCAAUGAAAUUCGUUCAUAUCAGCCAACUUCUCUGUCUACUCCUCUAAACACAAUCAUUUCACCCAUAAUGAACGUUGUUUCACCCUCUCCAUCAUCACCACUUCCAUCAAUAUCAACAAUAAUUGCAAAAAACACUUCACCAUCGCCAUCCAUGUCUUCUCCUUCACCUCAACCAUCAUCAUCAUCAACAACAACAACAACAACAACAAGUUGUAACAAUAAUAACAAACGUAAAUCUUCCAAUCCAAUAACAAAUCCAAAUCGUUUUGAUGGGACAACAGAAGAAGAAUUAUCAAAACGACUUCUUUCAGAUAUUCUUCAACCGAAUCUUGAUAUUGUUUUCGUCGGUAUUAAUCCAAGUCUCUAUGCUGUACAUAAAGGGCACCAUUAUGGUGGACCAGGAAAUCAUUUCUGGAAAUUACUUCAUAUGUCCGAUUUGAUUCCAAAUGCGUUUACUGCCGAUAAUGAUUUUCGUAUGCCACAAUAUGGCAUAGGUUUUACGAACAUAGUGCAACGACCAAGUAAAGCUGGAUCAGAUAUAACCAAAGAUGAAAUUACGGCAGGAGCUGAACUAUUAAUGCAAAAAAUUAAAAUGUAUCGCCCGAAAAUUGUUGUAUUUAAUGGACGAGGAAUUUAUGAAGUCUACGCAGGUAAUAAACAUUUUCAUUACGGUAAACAACCUGAAUUAUUUCUUGGAACAGAUACGCAUGUUUUUGUAAUGCCAUCAUCGAGUGCUCGAUGUUCACAAUUACCACGUGCUGAAGAUAAACUUCCAUUUUAUGUUGGACUAAGAAAAUUACGUGAUUUUCUCAAUGGUACAUUGCAAUCAUUAAAUGAAGCGGACAUCACAUUUCCCGAUAUAAAAAUCAAAGAUACAGAUGAUGUUUUACAAAAAACAAUCAUACGAAUUAGUAACAAAGCAUUUUCAGAACUUUCGCCUGAAACACUUAAAACAUAUGGUGAUAAAAUUCCAUCUGGACAAAUGACAUCAAAAUUUAAUUUUGACACAGAAACAACUCAAACAAUGUCUAUUUUACAUAAUCAACAAAAUGGUAAUUUACUUAACUAUGAUCAGCCAACAUCUUCGACCAAUGGAAAUGUUUCAUCGAAAACUUCAUAUAUAGAAAAUACAUCAUCGAAUGCCGCCAUAUCCAUGAACGAUACAGAUCAAGCUGUACUAGCUGCAUUAGCUAAUGGUGCAUAUGGAUCAUCGCCAAUUCAACCGCGACAGUCUCAAACAGUUUAUGUUGGUAGACAACAACAAUCAACUUCAUACUCAGGAUUAUCUUUGAAGAAUAAUACUUCCACAGGUAUCGAUUCUCGUUUAUCAACUCCAUCGUCAUCUCAUACAAUUCAUCAUUUACCACAAUUAUCUUCUAACGACCAUCAAUAUCAAUCCAUAGCUUCUUUAAAUUCUCAAACUAUUUCUCAUCAAAUAGUUGUUAUUAAUCCUAAAGAACGAUUAUCUGCAAAUAAUCCGAUGCUUACUUCAUCUUCACUAAAAGAUUUAUUAUCUAGUCAAACAUCAUUACAAAAACAAAAUUUUAUUGUGCCACCAAAUCCGUCUUCUAUACAAAACUCAUCAGCUAUAAAUAAUAAUCAAGCUAAAACAUCAAUCAAUACACAUAAACAUACGAAUAAUACGAAUGAUGAUGGUCUAUAUCUUCGUUAUGAACGUGAAUCACCUUCAACUCAAACUUCAUAUCAUUUUUCUUAUGUUAUUGAUGAAUAUUCAUCGUCAACACAAAAGCGUUUACGAUAUGUUUCAAUAAAUGAUUUAUAA
Molecule: messenger RNA, 2871 nt
Organism: Rotaria socialis
Lineage: Eukaryota; Metazoa; Rotifera; Eurotatoria; Philodinida; Philodinidae
Source: the annotation of a GenBank genome assembly